AUGCUAUCAAAUACACUUAGAAUCGAGAGUUCCUCUCAUUGCACUACGCCGUCUGACCGCAAUGGCCCUCAGCUGGUUCCUGUCAAAGUUGGCUGUUUACAUAUCAAUUUGGCUACUGAGCGAGGACGGAAAAUAUUUCUACUACAGAUGUUGGUGCUGUGUUUCGUACCUCAUGCAGCUCUUGUCUUUCAAAACUGUACAGCCAUGGCCCAACUGUCACACACUAUGGACGCUUCCUUAUUUCUUGACCACAAGGUGGCGGCAAUUUUCUUACAUUGUGAGUCUGUGUUGGCGAUCCAGGAUGAACGCGUCGCCGUAACUAAGUACUUGGUACAGGGGGUGAAUGAACAAAGGUCGAAUCGGUGA
Molecule: messenger RNA, 366 nt
Organism: Pieris macdunnoughi
Lineage: Eukaryota; Metazoa; Arthropoda; Insecta; Lepidoptera; Pieridae
Source: the annotation of a GenBank genome assembly